GUGCGCUGUAAAGAGGAAACGAAAGCCAGUGUUAGGAAGGCCCUGGCGAUGAGUUUGCAGGGAUGUGGGCGGCGUGUUUCGCAAUCACCCAAACCCUUCGCUUAAAUAGCUUUCCACCAAUGAUUUGCGAAGAAGCUAUUUGCCAAUUGCCCGGCUCCUGAGUGUUACAAAAAGCAGCAGCAGCAGCAACAGGAGGAGGGGUUGGUUGUGAAGUUAGGAAACAGUUCUACCUCGCGUGGCAUGCGGGGAUGUGGAGCCUCACGGCCAGUGAAACUUUAACUUCCUACAACUUUGCAGCCUGAAAGAAAACAGCAGGUUGUUUAGAUUGCGUCUUCGGACGGGGAAAUGCAGCGUUUCACGCAGGGUAUCGAAGGCGGCGUCUCAUGGUGUCAUGGUAGGAUGGAGGAACAACAGAACCACCAUUCCCUUCCUCUGGAGGACCAGAACAAGUUCCUCUACACGCCGGGCUCGCCGCGUGCGCAGGAGAACCAGAGGCACUCGCCCACCUACACCUACCGCAGCAGACUGGGGGACUUCCGUAUCGAGAAGAAGAUUGGCCGGGGCCAGUUCAGUGAAGUCUACCGAGCAACCUACCUACACAAUGGAAAGGCGGUGGCAUUGAAGAAAGUCCAGGUAUUUGAGAUGAUGGAUGCAAAGGCAAGACAAGACUGCAUCAACGAGAUUGACCUUCUAAAGCAAUUGAAUCACCCCAACAUAAUUAAGUACCUGGAUUCCUUCAUUGAGGACAAUGAGCUGAACAUUGCACUGGAAUUGGCAGAUGCAGGGGAUCUCUCCCAGAUGAUUAAGUACUUCAAAAAGCAAAAGAGGCUAAUUCCAGAAAGAACAAUAUGGAAAUACUUUGUGCAGCUAUGCAGCGCAGUGGAGCACAUGCACUCCCGAAGGGUGAUGCACAGAGACAUCAAGCCGGCCAACGUCUUCAUCACAGCCACGGGGGCGGUGAAGCUCGGGGACCUGGGCCUGGGACGCUUCUUCAGCUCCAAGACGACGGCAGCUCACUCCCUCGUUGGAACGCCGUACUACAUGUCUCCAGAAAGAAUACAUGAAAAUGGUUACAACUUCAAAUCCGAUGUUUGGUCACUUGGCUGCUUAUUAUAUGAGAUGGCUGCCCUCCAGAGCCCCUUCUAUGGAGAUAAAAUGAAUCUAUUCUCUCUCUGCAAAAAGAUCGAGCAAUGUGACUACCCGCCUCUCCCAGCAGAACACUUUUCCGAGAAGCUGCGAGAGCUGGUGAUCAUGUGCAUCAAUCCCGACCCCGAUCUGCGGCCAGAUGUCAGCUUCAUGCACCAAAUAGCAAAGCAGAUGCACGGGUGGGCAGCCAGCACCUGAACUCUGACCUCGUGGAAGUUUAUGCGAGAACAAUUGCAGCACACCCCAGCUUGAAGUUUGUUUUAAAAGAAACAAAAUAAGCACGGCAGUGAAGAUCUAAAGGGAGAAUGCACCACCAGUGGAACGUGAUAGACCCAUUUUGGAAUCAAAUGGCACUGUAAGGACUGUUAGCGAGUAGACUUUUAGCAAUUGUAGAAUGGUUAACUUCUGUCCUCCGAUCGAAUGCAACAGGAAUGAUAUAGUUUUCAUGCUUCUGUGUUACAUUUUCAAAAUGUAUUUAUAGAUAUGCUUUCUGAUUUCUUACUCUUAUGUUGUCUAUAAAUUUCAGUGCAGCAAAGUUUAACAAUGUUCAAUGGUUAUGUAGAAUGGAAUUCUGUACGCGUUCUGGACAUACAAUUUUGGUCAGUGUGGAAUCAGAGGAAAUCGAAGAAGUGAGUCACAUGGAUCUUCCAGUAUGCUCAGUCAGAAGAUGUUUAGAUAGAUAGAAAUGUUAGACCAAUUUUAGUCACGUUUGAAAAUUGUCCACCUAAAGCUCUUGGUAAGAGUUGAUAGCUGUACUGAAAGGAUGAUUUGGAAGAAAGCAAAUAUAUUGUCUUUUAUUUGUAUGUUAGAUACUCCAGCAACAGCAGUAUGGAAUGGAAAACAUACUAGUUUCCUAGUUGGCCUUUGCACUGUUUACUCAGACCCGGUCCAUGGAAUAGAGUCCGCCUACAGCAAAAUAACUUUUUAACAUUGAGUAUUUGAGUAGUCAAUGGAAUCAGUCCUCAAAUGAGGUUCUUUGUUGGAGGUUAUUUCUAAGCCGGAAAAUAAGCAGCAGGGAGAACGCUGUUCUGUUGAUAAGGAUAGGAACCGUGUACACUUCUGUUAUGGCCAAAGGGUACUUGGCAAACAGAUUCCAUGUGCCAAAUGUAAGUCAACUUUGCUAAUCUACUUCUUCCCACUAAAUUGUAACAACAUAUGAAAUUCCUCAUCCCUUUCUCCACCAAUUUUCAAUUAAACAUAAUUAGAAGGGAUUAUCGCAAGCAGAAAAGGAGUUUUAUUUAUUGAUAUAUCAUCUGUUUCACUUGCCAAGUCACUGCGUUGGCAUCAGAAACAUCCUUCAGUCCCAGUUUUCAAACUAAGAGCAGUGACAGUCAGUUCUUUUUCUUCUUUUAACCUCUGUCACGACCUGUUCCAGACACCUUUGCUGUUACUUGCUCACACAAUGGCAUAUUUUAAUAAAAGUACCACAUACAAAAAAUUGGAUUCUCAGAGCGAGCAGAGCAGAGCAGUUUGGGUGUGGAUCAACAGGAACAGUUCAGUGAACCCAAAGACCCGAGCAAUCUGUCUCCGAUAGACAGGGAGAACGUGUUUACAACAUUCAGUAACUGUGAUGUUUCAACACUGUCAGUACUGAUUAGCCAGGAGCAGUGCGUCCCUUGCAACAAUCUGGUCAAUUUACCGACUGUGAAAACCUUGUAAAAUGUGAAUGUUUCCUCUGUACUCAGCAAUAUUUUUCAAAUUCUUGAAACUUAUAAAAAUUAGUGCUCAAGUGUUAUGGACAUUGGGAGGUCUGCUAUGUUCCUCUCGGCUUCUCUCCUCGUACUUGUCCUGCAGGGAGUUGUGAGGGAAUUGAUGGCCGUUUGCGAACGAUUAGUGUGUGAGAACAGGCAGGUAAAGACCGACUUCAGGGUCACCCACUUGGGUCGUAUGUCCAAUCUGUGGGGGUAGAACCAGUUCCCUGAUACAAGGCUUAUGGUUUAACAAUCCAUUAUUUAUGUACAUCUGUACUAGAAUAUGCUCUGGACCAAAACUCUGCAUUAAUUAAAGUUAUGCAGGCUAAUAUUAGAACAUUGUAUACAAGGUAGAGCAAGACAUAUUCACGAAUAUAGUUGCUUACACUAAAGAGUCGAGUUGUACAUGCAUCCAUUAUUUUAUCGAUGCAUGGAUUUAAAACUGCCUAGCAUUUCUUUUAAAUCAUGUGCUUGCAAAAUUUUUGUAAAUGAAUUGCCAACCAUUAAAUCAAUGAUUUGCAGCAUACUAACAAAAUAAAAAUACCAUUAACUAC
Molecule: messenger RNA, 3391 nt
Organism: Leucoraja erinaceus (little skate)
Lineage: Eukaryota; Metazoa; Chordata; Chondrichthyes; Rajiformes; Rajidae
Product: serine/threonine-protein kinase Nek6-like
Exons: 10
Coding region: 346-1344 (332 amino acids)
Biological process (GO): protein phosphorylation
Molecular function (GO): protein kinase activity; ATP binding
Source: RefSeq, a predicted model, not a curated record